AUGGUUGUCCCAUAUUUUUGUAACUAUCAAGUAGAUCCGUCAUUUCAAACUCUAAACCACUGUUCAACAGUUUGGGAUAAUGGUACUAAUUUAAAUGGAGCUGUUAACAGUUAUUUUUUUGACGCAAAUAAAACGUCUGUUACUCAACAGCCUCAUACAACGUGGAGUUCCAGUCGUUACGACUUUGGCUAUGCUCCAGGUGAGCCAAUUUUUGAACCUGAAGUUUUGCCGAACACCGGACAUUCAGAUACCAUACAGGUUGAACCGUCAACUAGUGCUUGCGUACCAAACAUCUAUGGAGUUUAUCCAUUAAGGAAAUGUAAACCACCUAAAAAGAACCUCAAAUAUCUACAACAGUGUCAUCAUCAACAGCAACAACAUCAUCAGCUACAACUACUUCAUCAACGCUUAGCCGUUGAACAGAAUCUCACAAACAUCGGUCCGUUACCAGGUAUCGCACCAAGAAGAGCUAACUGUAUGUUUGGGAAGACGAUGUUUUCGGAAACGGUAAAUGAAGAGCAAGGAUGUUCACUAUCAGCGCAACCUAAAACUGUGCAUUAUCGAUCACCUUAUUUAAAUAAUAAUCGAGAUUAUUAUUUGGAUUUUGACGAAAUAACCCAGAUGAAAAAAGUUAUAGACUCUUUACUGCCGAUGCAAAAAUUAUCACCUACAACAACACCGCCAACGACGACCAGUUUUACACCAGAAAUGACUAAUUACUAUGGUAAAAAUAUGUCCACAGUUUUGACAGCAGAAAGUUCUCAUUUUAAUACUGGUCGUCGUCGAAAUAUCAAUUCUGAUACCGUAUUUUUAAAAAAAACAUCUGAAAAUAGCAGUAGGCAACGGAAUGGUGGCGGUUUACUGAAGACAUUAAGUGACGCCGUCAACUUAGCUGUAUCAACUGUUGGAAGUUAUCAGGAUCUAAAUUUAUCAGCUGAAUGGUUUUGGCUUCGACGAUAUCUUUCAACACACUGGACUGUUCAGUGGGUCCGACCUUCACAGGUUUGUCUGAACCAUCUGAACCAUCACCAAAAACGCAAUCAAAACCACUGUGAAAUAAGAGGCAUCCACUUUAAGAUUAAUGAUUGCUCAGCUCAAAUAUUUCAUAGUCAACAAACGAAAGAGAGGAGUUAG
Molecule: messenger RNA, 1134 nt
Organism: Enterobius vermicularis (human pinworm)
Lineage: Eukaryota; Metazoa; Nematoda; Chromadorea; Rhabditida; Oxyuridae
Source: the annotation of a GenBank genome assembly